Molecule: messenger RNA, 2189 nt
Organism: Chenopodium quinoa (quinoa)
Lineage: Eukaryota; Viridiplantae; Streptophyta; Magnoliopsida; Caryophyllales; Amaranthaceae
Product: RING-H2 finger protein ATL46-like
Exons: 2
Coding region: 944-2056 (370 amino acids)
Source: RefSeq, a predicted model, not a curated record
GAAUUUCUACUUCCUACAAAAUUGAAGAGCUUAAUUAUCUAGAAAGGCCUAGAUAAAUGGAAGUUUUUAUGGGAAUUUCCACUUGAUUAACCAAAUAUUAUUUAGAAUUUCCUAAGAAAUCUAAUGACAUGAAAAAAAAAAAAAACCAAAGAGUCGAAUGUCUACACAAAGUGACACCCUUUCUCUGAGAUAAGGACUCGUAAAGAAGCAAGAGAAUCAAAAGCAAGUGUAAGUUGUAGUACCAAAAAAAUAAAAAAGUACCAAAAAAAUAAAACCUUAUACAAGUACUAAAAUUACGAAUAUAGCCCCUUUAAUAUUCGAUGAAGCACAAAAUUGGGCCUACCUCCACCUUUUUCAUUGGCUAUCACCAUUAACCUUCCUUUUUGGAACAUCCCACAAAACCUCUUCACUUCUUUCUCUCUUUCUCCUCUAACAGAAGUAAGUUGAACUUUUGAUUUUCCCCCAACUUUUUCUUCCCACUACUAAACCAAAAAAAAAAAAAAAAAAAACACCCAUAAAAACGAAAGAAAGAAAGAAUCUUGGAAUUUCUAGGGUUUUCUUUCUCAAAUUCAUUUGAAGCCUCAUUCAACACCAACAAAUUCAAGAUUUUGUUCAACUUCACUUGCAAAAAUUUAAACAGGUUAGGUUUUUACCCUUUUACUCUGAAAAAUUACCCCAAAAUUUGAACUGGGUACUAUUUUUUCUGUUAAAGAAGUGGUUUUUUACUGUCAUUUGAAGUAAAGAUUGUAUCUUUCUCCUCAUUCUAGCCGUUAAUCUCACCUGAAUUGCUUCCAAUUUCUUAGUAAAUAAGAAAAAUUAUGAUUUGGGUUUUGUCAGAAAUCAAGAAUUUGAAAAUGGGUUCUUGAGAAAAAUUAAAAAAACCCCAAAUCUAAUGUAAUUAAGGGGUAUAAACUUGGUUUUGGGUAAUGCCCAAAUUUUCAAAAUGUCAUCUUUUUCAAGUAAUCUUGACACACCACCGCAAACACCGCCGUCUCUACCACCGCCACCACCAUCCUCCUCCGGUGGCGGCAAAAUUAGCCCUGCAAUAUUGUUCAUUAUAAUAAUAUUAGCAGUAAUUUUCUUCAUUUCUGGGUUACUUCAUUUAUUAGUUAGAUUUUUUGUAAGACAAAGAUCUUCAUCAUCUUCAUCAUAUUCUCAAUCAAAUAGAUACCCGGAAAAUUUUUCGAGUUCUGAUGCAGUUCAAAGGCAAUUACAGCAGCUUUUCCAGCUUCAUGAUUCAGGGUUAGACCAAGCAUUUAUAGAUGCACUGCCUGUUUUUCAGUACAAAGAAAUUGUGGGUUUAAAAGAGCCAUUUGAUUGUGCAGUGUGUUUGUGUGAGUUUACUGAACAGGACAAGUUAAGGUUGUUACCAUUGUGUAGUCAUGCCUUUCAUAUUGAUUGUAUAGAUACAUGGUUGUUGUCGAAUUCGACUUGUCCACUUUGUAGGGGUGCUCUGUACACUCCCGGGGUUGUUAUUGAAAACCCGGUGUUCGAUUUCGAUGAUUCCAGGGAUGAGGAGAAGGGGUUUGAAAUUGAGGUUUCUAGUGAUAAGAGGAGGGUUUUUCCUGUUAGACUUGGCAAGUUUAAGAGUACAAGUAAUAACAACCAUCAUAGUAUCAACAAUGAAGAGGUUGUAGAAGUGCAAGAUCAACUAAAUGUCUUUGAAAGAGGGAAAAUUAAUGAUAGAAAUCCGAAUGUGGGCGAAACGAGCAGUAGUAAUUUGGAUGCAAGGAGGUGUUUUUCAAUGGGUUCAUAUCAAUAUGUUGUUGCUGAUUCAGUUUUUCAAGUUGCAUUAUGUCCAAAAAAAUCAUCAAAUGAAGGCGCUGAAAUGAAGAUGAUCAAGGGUAAAAAUGGUAAUUUUACUGCUGAUCAUAACAUUGGAGAUGCUGAAGCUAGAAAGAUAAAUAUUGGCAGUAAAACUGAGAGUCUUUCAGUUUCAAAGAUAUGGUUAUGGUCUAAAAAGGGUAAAUUUACCAAUUCUUCAAACACAGAAUUUAGUGGUUUUUCUGUUGAUAACAUGAAUUUGCCUUGGACUCAUAAAGGUCAAGCUACAUGAUAAUUAUGGAGAUUAAUGGCAGAGUUAUCUUUUGAUGAAGCUGAAUACAGAAGCUUUUUGGGGAAGAAAUUGUCAUGUUGUCGCAACCCCUUCAUAAUCGUAUGAUAAUGUAAUUCUCUCUGUCUUGGAAUUA